This is a messenger RNA of Saprolegnia diclina VS20, 3152 nucleotides long. RefSeq lists its product as hypothetical. Gene Ontology annotation, cellular component: mitochondrion. Gene Ontology annotation, molecular function: L-glutamate dehydrogenase (NAD+) activity. The transcript has a single exon. The record is from RefSeq and is a predicted model, not a curated record. The coding region runs from base 42 to 3116 and encodes 1024 amino acids. Lineage: Eukaryota; Oomycota; Saprolegniomycetes; Saprolegniales; Saprolegniaceae. Gene Ontology annotation, biological process: L-glutamate catabolic process.
AUUUUCGAAUUGGCCUCCGCCUCCACCAGCACCUCAGCAGCAUGGACCUCCAGACGCGCCGCAGCACCUCGAUGGAGCAUGGCAUCUACCGCUCCAAGGACGUCGAGGCGCAGAUGACCCAAGUGCUGGCGAUCCUGUCCAAGGACACGCUCUUCAACGCGGCGUCGCUCCAGGCCGAGGUCGAGUGGUUCUACGGCCCGCUCGGCCUCCAUGAGUUCUACUUCCUUGGCCACUCGCCGGAGGUGAUUGCGUCGCACAUCAAGUCGCUCCUCGCGGCCAAGAUCCUCACCAAGACGUCUGGCCAGGACCAAGAGUUCAAGCUCGUGCAGGAGAACGCCAAGUCGGCCUUCUUUGCCACGCGCUCGAACGUGCAGGGUGACGAGACGCGCACGACGCGCACGAUGAACUCGAACGAGGUCGCCAACCUCGAGCGCUUCAUCGAGAAGGAGUACCUCAACUCGUCGACCGAGUGCAUCGGCGACGGUGUCAAGACGGGCUACCAGCACCUCGAGCAGACGGAGGCCGCCAAGAUCCGCCAGUACCGCCUCCAGUGCUACCGCUCGGCCGGUGUGCUUGAUGCCAAGCUCGUGCCGUCGCACAUGCGCCUCUACUUCCUCCAGGAACCCGACUUUGUCGUGCCCAACCCGGUCGAAGGCGAGACGGACAUCAACAAGAUCGCGGACAAGAGCUUCCUCGAGCGCUCGGGCCCCAACCUCAAGAAGGUCUACCAGGAAGUCCUCAAGACGGCCGCGAGCCAGAUGACGCCGGCGUUCCACACCGAAGUGUGGCUCGAGCCCGACAACACCAAGAUGGCGCGCCUCACGGUCUGCUUCAAGGCCGGCUCGACGCACAGCUACUUCUCGUCGCUCGCCGAUGUCUACCGUGGCCACGGCCUCUUCUCGUCGCGCAAGUACGCCGAGUACUUCUCGAACGGCUACGUCGUGUACGGCUUUUACCUCCAGCAGCUCGAGUGCAACGCCAAGGGCUCCGGCACCUUUGAGGAGCGCGUCGCGGCCUGCUUGUCGGACGCGUCGCUCCACUACGUGCUCCCGCGCACGUCGCUCUCGCCGAUGCUCCGCGACCACCUUUUGACGCCGCAGCAGAUCUCGUACGCGUACGCCGCGUGGAAGUUCACGUUCCACUUCCUCCAGCGUCUCCCGGAGGCGUACUCGGUCGUCUCGGACUCGCUCCGUGACCGCGACUCGGUCGCGUUCGCGCGCCUCGAGCAGCUCCGCUCGGCGAUGAAGCAGAACACGUUCACGGAAGCCCAGAUCCUCGACCACAUCCUCGCGUCGCCGGCGCUCGUCAAGACCUUGUACGAAGAGUUCGAGGCGCUCCACUCGCCGUCGAGCAAGAACCGCAACCGCACGCGCGCCGAUACGCUCUCGGCGCUGCGCAAGGCCGUCUCGUCCGAGCAGGCGCUCACGGUCUUCUCGCAGUUUGUGGCCUUCAACCACCACGUGCAGCACACCAACUUCUUCCGCAAGCAGAAGUCGGCGCUCGCGUUCCGCCUCGACGGCGAGUUCCUCCCGUCCACCGAGUACCGUGAGAAGCCGUUUGCGGUCAUCUUUGUCAUCGGCUCCGAGUUCCGCGGCUUCCACACGCGCUUCCUCGACAUUGCGCGCGGCGGUAUCCGCAUGAUCCGCUCGUCGCACGCGCAGGUGUACCUCAACAACGUCUCGUCGUGCUUUGACGAAGGCUACGGCCUCGCCUCGACGCAGCAGCGCAAGAACAAGGACAUCCCGGAAGGCGGCUCGAAGGGCGUCGUGCUCCUCAACCUCGCGCACCAGGACAAGGCCGACCUCGCGUUCAAAAAGUACAUUGACGCGCUCCUCGACAUUAUGCUCCCGGAGAACGACGGCAUCGUGCGCGCCCAGGAAGACAUUCUCUUCCUUGGGCCGGAUGAGGGCACGGCCCACCUCAUGGACUGGGCGUCGUCGUACGCCAAGUCGCGCGGCUACUCGUACUGGAAGGCCAUCACGACGGGCAAGUCGCCGUCGCGCGGUGGUAUUCCCCACGACGAGUACGGCAUGACGACGCACUCGGUGCGCCAGUUUGUCACGGGCAUCCAAGCCAAGCUCAACCUCAAGGCGCCGGGAGCCAAGCGCCUCACCAAGGUGCAGACCGGCGGCCCGGACGGUGAUCUCGGCUCGAACGAAAUCUUGAUGAGCGAGGGCGAAGACACGAUCGCGGUCGUCGACGGCUCCGGUGUGCUCUACGACCCGAACGGUAUCAACCGCGCCGAGCUUGUCCGCCUCGCCAAGGCCCGGUCGCCGGUCGAGGGCUUCAACAAGGCGCUCCUCUCCAAGGACGGGUACCUUGUCCUUAUCUCGCAGAACGACUUCAAGCUCCCGUCGGGCGAGGUCGUCGAGAACGGCACGCAGUUCCGCAACAACUUCCACAACCGGUCGGACGUGACGGCCGACUUCUUCGUCCCCUGCGGCGGUCGCCCGGCGGCGGUUAACCUCAGCAACGUGACCAACUUCAUGUACCAAGCCGAUGGCAAGACGCUCCGCUUCAAGUACAUUGUCGAAGGCGCCAACCUCUUCUUCACGCAGGACGCGCGCCUCGUGCUCGAGAAGGCCGGUGUCGUCCUCUUCAAGGACGCGUCGGCCAACAAGGGCGGUGUCACCUCGUCGUCGCUUGAGGUCAUGGCCGCGCUCUCGAUGACUGACGCCGAGUUUGGCGAGCACAUGGCCGUCCAGGCCGGCAAGCCCAAGCCCGCGUUCUACCAGGCGUACGUCGCCGAAGUCCAGACGCGCAUCGACAACAACGCGACCAAGGAGUUCGAAUGCCUCUGGCGCGAGCACCAGCGCACGCCGACGCCGUAUGCGAUUCUGACCAACUUGCUCUCGGAGCGCAUCACGGACCUCAGCGUCACGAUCCAGGACUCGUCGCUCUACGAACAAAAGGCGCUGCGCGACGUGAUCCUCAAGGACGGCUUCCCCAAGACGCUCCAGGCCAAGAUCGCGUACGACGAGCUCCUCAAGCGCCUCCCCGAGUCGUACCUCCGCGCGCUCUUUGCGUCGCAGCUUGCGAGCCGCUUCGUCUACUCGUGCGGCCUCAACUGCCCCGAGUUUGCCUUCUACGAGUUCGUCCAGACGCUCAACCACUAAGUCUCCUUGCCGUAAUUCAUAUGCUUCUUGUUUCGA